Messenger RNA from Electrophorus electricus (electric eel), 663 nucleotides. It is a transcript of the gene cabp4, whose product is annotated as calcium binding protein 4. Lineage: Eukaryota; Metazoa; Chordata; Actinopteri; Gymnotiformes; Gymnotidae. Gene Ontology annotation, molecular function: calcium ion binding; calcium channel regulator activity. The record is from RefSeq and is a predicted model, not a curated record. Gene Ontology annotation, cellular component: cytoplasm.
AUGUCUCAGAGGAGUAAAGCACCCACAAGCCAGAGCCACUCAGCCCGUCCCUCUACAUCAGACGCUCCGCGCUCCGCUCUGAAGAGCAGCUCCAAGCACUCGAAGGAUUCAUCUCACAAAGGCAAAGAGAUGCGUAGGCGGGGUUUCAGUCAGGCCUCCGUCACUGCAUACGCACCAUACCUCAAUGCCCUCUUUGGACAGGACAGACAGCUGUUGCCAGAAGAGCUGGAUGAGCUGCAGCAGGCAUUUAAGGAGUUCGACUAUGACCAGGACGGAUACCUGCACUAUAAGGACGUAGCUGAGUGCAUGCGCACCAUGGGAUACAUGCCCACGGAGAUGGAGCUGAUCGAGAUCAUUCAACAGAUCAAAAUGAAAUGGGGUGGUCAUGUAGACUUUGAUGAUUUCUGCGAACUCAUGGGCCCGAGGAUGGUUAUGGAGACCACCGACAUGGUGGGCCUUCCAGAACUGCACUGCGCUUUCAAACAGGUUGACUCUGAUGGUGAUGGGCGGAUCAGCUUCGAGGAGCUGAAGGAGUCGAUGACCACUCUGCUGGGUGAGAAGCUGAAGAAGGGCGAACCGGAAGAGAUCCUGUCCGACAUCGACCUCAACGGAGAUGGAACUGUGGACUUCAAUGAGUUCGUCAUGAUGCUGGCAGCCCAUUGA